CUCCUGUGCAAAUGCACGAAUACCUGGUCGCGCUCUACUAACCUCUAGCAUAAUUCCUACUUCCCAAAGGUCUAUCGAUCCCCCAUUAUAACCUUCUAUCGCCCUCUGUCCGUCUCGGCUCGCGCCUCGUUUGUCUAGCCACAUCAUCUGUACGAUCGUAAUUAUGGUGCGGAACAUCGUGAUCCUGGGCGGAAGUUCCCACCCGCAGCUCACCGAAGGCAUCUGCAACCACCUAGGCAUACCUCCCGCUAAAGUCCUACUCAGCAAAUUUGCUGUGGGAGAAACGAGAGUCGAGAUUAUUGAGUCAGUACGAGGCAAGGACGUCUUCAUACUGCAAUCUGGCGGUGGGAAAGUAAAUGAUGAUUUCAUGGAGUUGGUCAUUAUGAUCUCGGCCUGCAAAAUUGCCUCAGCGCGCAGAGUCACCGCAGUACUUCCGCUUUUCCCCUACUCUCGACAAAGCGACGUUCCCUAUAACAAAGUUGGUGCGCCGCUGGCGAAGGGUCAAAACGGAUCUUCCAGCAAGAACCACUAUACAUUUGAUAGUAGACCGCAGACUCCUUACCCUGGACAACAGGAAAGUCAAGGAUUGAACACAGGCACAGAUGCUAUCAACUCUCGCCUGAGCGAAUUGAGAAUAGCUGACCGCAAGAGUGACGCUGCCACCCAGCGAAGCCCCACAAAAACCAAUGGUUACGGCCCGCCAAAACGAUCUGAUACUGCAGAAUCCUCUGGAUCAAACCUUGACUACUUCCGUUCACGCGAUCAUAACGUAAACGGUACUCAUGAGGCGGAUAAGGAUAAUCGCAAGGAAGGGAACAAGGGACAGCUGAGAAAUGCAAAUCUCCCCGCGUUCCAGCCCCAACGUGGCUAUCGUCAAUGGGUCGCACAAGCAGGAACCCUCGUGGCCGACCUGCUUACCUGCGCUGGCGCAGACCAUGUCAUCACGAUGGACCUUCACGACCCUCAGUACCAGGGCUUUUUUGAUAUUCCAGUGGACAAUCUCUACGGUCGCCACAUGCUUCGUAAAUACAUCCAAUACAACAUCCCCAAAUAUCAGGACGCCGUAGUUGUGAGUCCGGACGCUGGAGGUGCGAAACGAGCUACGGCAAUUGCUGAUGCUCUUGGAAUGCCCUUCGCGCUGAUCCACAAGGAGCGACGACCGACACAGAUCAAUGACCGUCAAAACGCGACCAUGAUGCUGGUUGGAGAUGUCGCUGAAAGGACUGCAAUAUUGAUUGAUGAUCUCGCGGAUACGUCGAACACCAUAACACGGGCUGCGAAGCUUCUGAAAAACGAGGGCGCCACUAAGGUCAUUGCUCUGGUUACCCACGGAAUUUUGAGCGGAGAUGCAAUCGAUCGGAUCAAUGCAAGUGCUCUAGACAAAGUAGUGGUCACCAACAGUGUGGACCAGACGGAGCACAAGACCAAGUGCCCUAAGCUUGAAGUGUUGGACAUUGGUCAUGUCUUCGCUGAGGCAAUCCGCAGAGUCCACCAUGGUGAAAGCAUCAGUGUUCUAUUCAACUACGACUGAAGCGAACCCCUAGAAGUUUACAGCAUUGGAUAUCCCAACAAUUCUGCUCCCACUCACCAUCAAAACUGAUCUCUGAUUGCAUUAAAUGGCGUCCAGGAGUACCUAGUGCACACAAUGCUGCUGCGGUAAGUACGUAUUAUCAUUGAAACAAAUACUGUCGAUGUAUACCAAAAACAACAUUCGGUUCAUGUUGUAAGUGCGGUGCGUAGUCUGUCUGUGUCAUAGAAAACUCAUUAGAUGAACUCUGUUUGAUCUGUGUCAUUCUCA
Molecule: messenger RNA, 1798 nt
Organism: Pseudovirgaria hyperparasitica
Lineage: Eukaryota; Fungi; Ascomycota; Dothideomycetes; Acrospermales; Acrospermaceae
Product: phosphoribosyl pyrophosphokinase
Exons: 4
Coding region: 164-1531 (455 amino acids)
Biological process (GO): purine nucleotide biosynthetic process; 5-phosphoribose 1-diphosphate biosynthetic process
Cellular component (GO): ribose phosphate diphosphokinase complex; cytoplasm
Molecular function (GO): ribose phosphate diphosphokinase activity; magnesium ion binding
Source: RefSeq, a predicted model, not a curated record